Molecule: messenger RNA, 3229 nt
Organism: Trachemys scripta elegans
Lineage: Eukaryota; Metazoa; Chordata; Testudines; Emydidae
Gene: COQ8A
Product: coenzyme Q8A
Exons: 15
Coding region: 138-2090 (650 amino acids)
Biological process (GO): ubiquinone biosynthetic process
Cellular component (GO): extrinsic component of mitochondrial inner membrane
Molecular function (GO): kinase activity
Source: RefSeq, a predicted model, not a curated record
GGGGCCCAGGGGGGCUGAGCCAGGCCAGGAGCCGCCGAGUUGGUAAACAAGCCCCGCGCCUCGUGGUGCGGCUGGGCGGGCGGGAGCGGCGGAGUCGGACGUGGCGUUGUGCGGGGGGCAACGCUGAAGGGUCAGUCAUGGCAGGUGAUGCCAUCAUGCUGAUCAGAGGCUUGGCUAAGCUCAGUAAGGCCAUCAUAGAAACCCAAGUAGGACAGCUGCGGCAAGGAGUUGUUGGUGGCGAUGCAGUUAUCAUUGCAAGGACCUUUCAGACCACUGUUGAAGAGCAAUUCAGUGCUGCCAUGGGAAAGAUGCAGGAUCUGGGUAAACAGCAAGAAAACUUAACUGAUCUUGGUGAGGAUUUUGGGAGCGAUUACAAUUUCUCGGGGCCAGAGUCGUCAAAUGCUACAAAGGACUUCUCAUCUCCAGGCCAGCCUGACAAAGGUAGUGGUACAGAGGGUCCAGCUUACACCUACGCCACGAACGGACCUUUUAGAAAUGUCAGCGAGAUUGGAGAUGCAAGCCCAGGGCAGAUUCCUUUCUCCGCCAAAGUGAAUGCAAAGCUAUUUGGAGGCUUUAGGGACCCUGGAAAUCCUUUUGCUGCUGUUUUUGGGCAAAACAGGGCUUUUCACCAGGACCAUUCCUCUGUCAGUGGGCUAACAGCUGAAGAUAUUGAUAAAGCCAGGCAGGCCAAAACCGAUCCGGAACACAAACCUCACAAACAAAUGCUAAGUGAACGGGCCCGAGAGCGGAAGGUGCCAGUCACACGGCUUGGGAGACUCGCUAACUUUGGAGGACUAGCUGUUGGUCUUGGCAUUGGGGCCUUGGCAGAAGUUGCAAAGAAGAGCCUUAGACAUGAAGAACGCAAUGGAAAGAAAGCAGUUAUGGAUUCCAGCCCCUUUCUGUCGGAGGCCAAUGCAGAAAGAAUUGUGAGAACUCUGUGCAAAGUGCGGGGAGCUGCACUGAAGCUAGGACAGAUGUUGAGCAUUCAAGAUAACGCCUUCAUCAACCCUCAUCUCCAGAAGAUUUUUGAGCGUGUACGUCAGAGUGCAGACUUCAUGCCAAUAAAGCAAAUGAUGAAAACUUUGAACGACGACCUUGGUCCCAACUGGAGGGAUAAACUGGAGUACUUUGAAGAGCGUCCGUUUGCUGCCGCUUCCAUUGGCCAGGUUCACCUGGCACGCUUGAAGAAUGGUAAAGAAGUUGCCAUGAAGAUCCAGUACCCUGGUGUAGCCCAGAGCAUCAAUAGCGAUGUUAGCAAUCUGAUGACCGUCCUGAGCAUGAGCAACGUUCUCCCAGAAGGUCUGUUUCAUGAGCACAUGAUUGAAGUUUUGAGCAGAGAAUUGGCCAUGGAGUGUGAUUACAAGAGAGAAGCUGCCUGUGCUAAGAAAUUCAAGGAGCUGUUGAAGGAUCACCCUUUCUUUUACGUGCCUGAUGUAGUGGAUGAGCUGUGCAGCCAGCAUGUCCUGACCACAGAUCUGGUGUCUGGGUUCCCGCUGGACCAAGCAGAAGGAUUGAGCCAGGAAAUCCGGAAUGAGAUCUGCUCCAACAUCCUGAUUCUGUGCCUGCGGGAGCUGUUUGAGUUCAGGUUCAUGCAGACUGAUCCGAACUGGUCUAACUUCUUCUAUGACCCACAGCUGCACAAGGUGGCCCUGCUGGACUUCGGCGCAACUCGUGGGUUUGACGUGGACUUCACUGACCUCUACAUUGAGGUAAUAAAGGCGGCUGCAGAUCAGGACAGAGAGACAGUUUUGAGGAAGUCGAUAGAAAUGAAAUUCCUUACUGGUUAUGAAGUCAAGGAGAUGGAAAAUGCCCACUUAGAAGCUGUUCUCAUCCUGGGAGAGGCUUUUGCGUCUGAGGAGCCAUUUGACUUCGGCACCCAGAGCACCACAGAAAAGAUCCAUGGUUUGAUCCCUGUCAUGCUGAAGCAUCGGCUUGUCCCUCCGCCAGAGGAGACCUACUCUCUCCACCGGAAGAUGGGGGGCUCUUUCCUCAUAUGCUCCAAACUGAAGGCCAAAAUCGCCUGCAAAAACAUGUUCCAGGAGGCCUAUAGCAAAUACUGGAGCAAGAGGGCCAAGGAGCAGGAGCAGUAGUGAAGAUGAACUAAUAAGUGUCUCAUUCUUAAGGCCCAAUCAUACUGUAUCUAGCAAAGAGCAAUGUAGUUUGUCACAUCCCCACAUUCUCAUCUUGAGAUGUAGCAGCCUGUGUGCUGGAAGUUCAAUGUUUGUUUCACAAGGACAAAGUCUUUCCUUAACACAGCGUCUGUCCUAGACUCUGCCAUUAGACUCCCAUGGCUUACAGGAAUUGUCCUCCUGAGGUGGUGGGGCUUAGUUCGCUGUGUUCUUCCACACUGUUCAAAGCACCAACCAGCUAUCUCUAGUGCAUUUUUAACAUUGAUGGUGACUGCAUACUGUGGUUGGGUUUUUAUAAUGUGUUGGGCAGGGUUGAGAGGAGAGUUAGAGAGAACAAAACCAGGUCUAGUUUAUAUUGAAACCUGUUUAUAAUUCUCUGAAAAUCAUUAAAAAAAACAAAAACCACACAACUCCUCCUCCACCCCUUUCUUUUUGCUAAGGUGGAAUUUGAAUGGUUUUCAUACUGUGAAUUAUAGAAUAACAUACCUGGUAACCUAGAACAGACCCCUGUUUUGUAAGAUGAAUGGUGGCCUUCAGAGAAGCCUGGAUUUUACUGACAGGGAUAUCAUGUAAGAUGUGUACACAUAGGAUGAAAUUUUAUGCCUUCUGCCUCCCUUUCUGUCUUCGGCUUGCAAGCUAAAACUAUCUGAUGCAGGGGGUGCCAAAACUUAUAUUUAAACAUAUCCAUAGAGAACUCCUGCUCAGAAAGUCAGUCAGUUGUUUUUUUAAUUUUGAGUUGAAUGUAUAAGCAAAGGAGCUGUGCAUAAGCACAAAUAGUGGGAAUCUUCCCUAGCUGGUAUGUAUCAGCUCCCCUGAUGGCCAAAGCCCUGACACUUCUUGGCUUGUUAGAGUCCCAGCAAAGAAACUAGUCUCUUUGCCUUCCUGUGCCCUCCAAUGCAGAGUUUGAGGGAAGGGGGAAACGUUCUCUGGGAUUCUCUUAUGGGCAUUUCAAGCUUUUGCUGAAAUGUGUAUUACAUGUUUAUAGCCAAACGCACAGUUUUAAAGAAUUGGAGUCAGACUAGCAAACUUAACUUGUUAGGGUUUUGUACAAUUCUUGUAUCUGUAUGACUUACUGAUUUCAAUAAAAAAGUGCUUGUGCA